This is a messenger RNA of Mytilus trossulus (common blue mussel), 2188 nucleotides long. RefSeq names its product monocarboxylate transporter 12-like. The coding region runs from base 22 to 1380 and encodes 452 amino acids. Gene Ontology annotation, cellular component: membrane. Gene Ontology annotation, molecular function: monocarboxylic acid transmembrane transporter activity. The transcript has 5 exons. The record is from RefSeq and is a predicted model, not a curated record. Gene Ontology annotation, biological process: transmembrane transport. Lineage: Eukaryota; Metazoa; Mollusca; Bivalvia; Mytilida; Mytilidae.
UUUGCAAUAGGAUGUUUACAGAUGUCUAAUAUUAACACCUCCCCAAAAUGGUUGGUUGUUCUAAGUGGAUUUAUUUGUUGUUUUCUUGGAGCAUCGAUUCCUUAUAUAUCGGGGAUAAUACAUUUAGAAAUAUUAGACAAUUUUGAUAUAACAGACGUGCAGGCAUCUUGGGCAGGAUCAAUAUUCAACAGUAUAGCAAUGUUCAGUUGUCCAGUCGGAAGCCUCCUCUCGAACACAUUCUCCUGUCGAGUAUGUAUUAUUACAGGAUCUGUUGUUGGUCUAAUUGGCUUUGUUCUAACCAGCCUGACAGAGAAUAUCUACAUUAUAUAUGUCACAUAUGGACUAAUAGCAGGUACAAGUCAGUCGCUAAUAUACACAGGAGUAUUAGUUUCAGUUGGAUACUACUUUGACAAAGGGCGUAGUAUAGCAACAGGAAUGGUAGUCAAUGGUUGCGGAGUGGCUAUGCUUGCACUCCCGCCUAUAAUGCAUGAAUGCGUCUCAUCAUUUGGAAUUCAUGGAACGUUUCGUCUGAUCGGUGCCGGCUUUUUCCAGUGUGCAGUAUUUGGCGCAUUGAUGAGACCCAAUAAUGUCGAAAUGAACCGGAAAAUGGACAAUAAAACUAAGAAUACCAAAGAUUUAUAUGAUAACCAAUGUGUAAGAUUGGCAAAAUCUGUAAGGAAUAGUUUAUCGACGUUGGGAAGUGUUGAAUUUUUUCUAUUUUGUUUAAGUACGUUUUGCUGGAAUGUUAGUUUUAACAUUUCUAAUCUUUAUUUUCCAAAAUAUUUUAAAACAAAUGGCGUUUCAAAGUUAGAUGUGAGCUAUUUGAUUUCAGCAACGGGUAUAGGUAAUAUCUGUGGUCGAUACCUCAUUGGACUAGCUGCAAGUGACCGUGAAAUUGAUAGCCGUCUCUUAUUUUUUGGACAGUUCAGCUUGAUUGGAAUUUUCACUCUAUUUUUACCAUUUUUGAAAAGUUUUACUAUCCAGUUUGUAUACAUGACGGCAUUUGGAUUAUAUACAGGGGCUGUAUGGAUUUUACAGACUGUUAUACUUGUUGAACUGGUUUCCCUGUCCAAUUUAGCUUCCGGGUUUGGUAUCGUGAUGUUAUGUGGCGGAUUUGGUCAGCUGGCUGUGCCUCUUCUUGCAGAAAUAUUGGAAAAUGACAGUCAUGACAACGUGCCAGAUAUAGAUCUACCAAAAGCAUUCGCUGUAUCAGGUUCUCUUUACAUUUUAUCAGCUAUACUGUGUGCGUUAACAGCAAGGAAGUCGUCGUCUAAAUAUAGUUCUGUAACAAAUUUAAGCCACGGUGACGAAAAGAAGAAAAAUAAUGACAUUGAAUUAAAUGAUGAUUUAGAAAUGGAAUUAUUUAUAGAAAAACGUUGAAUUUUGAAUUAAUGGUUUGUUAUUUUAUAGAUUUAUCUUUGAGAGGAGCAACAGAUAAUAAUAGAUUAUAGUGAGAUAAGAAAUGAUUGAAACACUAUAUAUUUCAUAUGUCAGAAGCGAUUUUCUCGAUCUGCCUUCAUUAGCAACGCUUAAAGCAUAAUAUUUGAAAGUCCUAUGUAUACGAAGCAAAACAGUUGAAGAGCUAUAUGACAUAAAGAACAUAACAUGUUACCAAUCAUGAUAGUAAAGGCGUAGAGAUAAAACACUAACUAUCGUAUCACUUGACUUUACUUGCAAGGAGCAGCGCGACGGUAACUGGUGACAUGAGUAGGUAAAGAACUGUCUAACCAAUUAGGGUUUUUGAGACUAUCCACUAUAUUUGCGCGGGUGUCUGUAUCACACUCACAGGUCAACUGUCUUCUGGGAGAAGAUUAUAUGAGUUUGAUUAACUUGUGUCUCAUCCCUUCUGCACAUUUAAUCAAAUAAAAUAUGUUUAAAUUAAAUUAACUGUCUAUUGUUUUGUUAACUGUAGUUUUGUUUUGAGCAUAAAGUAUUGUCUGUUUUUCUUUUCGAUUGUUUUAUUUUUAUUGACCGUUGGUAUUUUCCCUCUAGUUUACAAAACAGUAUUUGUAAUAUAGCCAAAUGAUUGUCCAGAAACAAGAGGUUACCAAGAGCUUGAAUCGCUGACCUGGUUAAAGAUGCCAUUUUUAUAUUUUAUUAUUAUACUUAGUGCAAUUUGUUAUGUUUGCUCAUUUGUACAUUUUAUUUAGUGACAUUUUCUAAUUUUAAUUUUUCGUGUUUUAUAUAU